This is a messenger RNA of Cucurbita pepo subsp. pepo (vegetable marrow), 943 nucleotides long. NCBI's taxonomy places the organism in Eukaryota, Viridiplantae, Streptophyta, Magnoliopsida, Cucurbitales, Cucurbitaceae. The record is from RefSeq and is a predicted model, not a curated record.
CGUGGGCGUAUUUGGACCGGUUAUUCACUGGAUUUCAUCUCGAGGAUUUUCACGUCUCGGAGGUUUCUAAGGAUUACAGACGGCUUGCUUCUGAAUUUUCGAGACAAGGUUUGUUCGAGAAGAAAGGGCAUGUCACUAUGUAUUCUCUGAUUUCUGUUGCUAUUAUGCUCUUUCUUGUGGUUUAUGGGGUUGUGAAAUCUGAGAGUGUUUUGGUUCAUUUGGGUUCUGCUAUGAUUUUGGGUAUGCUUUGGAUUCAAAGUGCUUAUGUGGGUCACGAUUCUGGACAUUCUACUGUAAUGUCGAGCCGUGGAUUUAACAAAUUAGCUCAAAUUCUGUCUGGGAAUUGCUUGACUGGGAUUAGUAUAGCCUGGUGGAAAUGGACUCAUAAUGCUCAUCAUAUCUCUUGUAAUAGCCUUGAUCAUGAUCCAGAUCUUCAACAUAUCCCUGUUUUUGCUGUUUCUACUAGUUUCUUCAAGUCCUUGACAUCCCAUUUCUAUGGUAGAACGUUGAAAUUCGAUUCCCUGGCUAGAUUCUUCAUCAGCUACCAGCAUUUCACGUUUUACCCUGUGAUGUGUGUAGCUAGAGUGAAUCUCUUCGUGCAGACAUUAUUGCUGUUGUUUUCCACUAGAAAAGUCCCUGAUAGAGCAUUGAACAUAAUGGGUAUUCUUGUGUUCUGGACAUGGUUUCCUCUCCUGGUUUCAUACCUCCCCAACUGGCCUGAAAGGGUCAUGUUUGUUCUUGCAAGCUUCGCUGUUACAUCACUACAACACAUCCAAUUCUGCCUUAACCAUUUCUCUGCUAAUGUUUAUGUUGGGAAACCCAUUGGGAAUGACUGGUUUGAGAAGCAAACAAAAGGGACUUUGGAUAUCUCUUGUUCUUCAUGGAUGGAUUGGUUUUUUGGUGGAUUACAGUUUCAGCUUGAACAUCAUUUGUUUCCAAGGAU